AUGUCGUGGCUGUUUCAAACUAAAAUUGCCAAGUCACACUUUUAUGUGUGGUAUCUCGGCUCCAAAGAGGCGGACGGCGUUCGAGGAUCGGCGGUAGUGCUGCCAAUUAUGCGACAACUGCUAAAGGAUAGCUUCAAAAAGACGCCUAGCAAAGCAACUGUGCAGAUCUCAGCAAAAGGUCUCAAACUGAUUCAAUCGGUUCCGGCAAUGUCACGAAGUGGAAAAAUUAAAACCCAAUUGGCAAAAUUUCAAAUCGCAGCAAGUUGUAUUACGUACAGUAUGACCGGCAAGGCGCCAUUUGAUGAUGUAGUUGGUGUUGUGAUGCUGGUGCUAAAUCCUGAGAUGAACUCGCCAAUGCAUGUACAUUGCUAUCGAUGUGAUAGCCCAGAAACGGCUCAAAUCAUGCAUGCUAAUAUUCAGUUGCUCAUCUCUCGUCCAGAGAUUCAAAGGUCAAUAUUGGAUCUUGAGCAACGUUUAUUCCUCGCUGGACUGUUAGUGCCACGGUAGGU
Molecule: messenger RNA, 509 nt
Organism: Strongylus vulgaris
Lineage: Eukaryota; Metazoa; Nematoda; Chromadorea; Rhabditida; Strongylidae
Source: the annotation of a GenBank genome assembly